UGGUAACUACGUUAUGAUAUACCGUACAGUAGCUGCCAUUUCGUUCGAUUAUGUUUUCAAAAGAUAUCGAUUGGUUUGUAUUGUGACAUUUUACACCGAGUAAUAUAAAACAUUUCUUUAGUGGCCAUAAAAUGGAAGUUUUAAAAUCCACAUUCAUGUAAAACGAUUCGGAUUAAGAACGUUUCAGACCAUAUAAGUGUUCAAACGAGAAAAUAUUAAUACAUAAUAUAGAUUCAACGGAGAAUAAAAGUGUGUGACAACCCAUUGAGCGCCAUGCCAACUACGGUGGGACUUCAGCGCGCGGUGUCGUCGGCCAGCCCCAUGGCGAGCCCCGGUCGCCUGCCGAACCUUCCGGUGAUCGAGCACCCCAUGUCCCGCCUGGGGGACCGCAAUGACUUGGCGGUGCGGGGGUCCUCUACGUACGGACGGGAGCGGGGCACUCCGAGUCCCCUUCAGCGAAGUCAGACCGACGUGGGCUACAAGGCCUCCAAAAUUGAUGUGAACAACCUCAGAAAAAGUACACCAGAAAGGAUUUUAAAUUGGCCACCAGCCCAGCCUACAUAUCGAACCAACUCAUCCAUAGAGUACCUGAAAGGUCCCGGCAAACCUCACGUCAAGAGCAAGGAGUACAACUACCAGCCGCGGAACACACAGGAGUUGAUUGAUCUAAUAAGAGAAAAAUUCGGAACAGGCUAUUAUGGGAUACGGCACCUGUUCAAAUCCAAUGACCCAGCAGGGAAAGGCUCGGUGUCAAGAGAGGCGCUCCAGCGUAUUUUGUACACGCUGUGCGGCUACAUCACACCGGACCAGUACACGAAACUACUCAGAACAAUGCAUUUAGAAGGAAAGACACCGAUUCACUUUGACACAUUUGUCCAAUACUUCAAAGACACAGAGGACAAAAAGAACUGGGUGAGCGCCUUGCAGGCGUCUGGCAUGCACCCGGGCGAGCCGAGCUACCCCGAGGGCUACCUGAGGCGGGGCGACAUGCGCAUACACGACCCCUACACCUCCAUGCCCUUCUCGGACGCCAUCUUUAAGGAAAAGUGCAAGUCCAAGAACUUUGACGCAAGGCGCGUGUUCCCGCCUGCCGUGUUCGAGGUGAAUGGUCUGAUUCUGCCGCCCCAGUUGCGAGAGGCGUACGCAACUCUGGGCAUCUACAUGAGCGACGAGGACUUCAACAAACUCUGGCAGAGGUAUGAUAAGGAGGGGACGGGUGCUAUCCACAGGGAUGACUUCUUCCGCGUGUGCGGCCUUGACCCCCAGGGUCUUCCCCGCCAGGCGGCGCCCUACACGCCCCGGGGAGCGGCCUACCCGAUGUCCCGACAACGGCCUCACUCUGAGAUAGGUCACACAAACGGCACAGACAAUACGACCAACGAACUGAAGAAGAUCCUGAAAAACGACGCUGAGAACCUCGGCAAUAUUACAAACAGGGAAGCUAAACCGAUCGAGAUACCAACAGCACCGGAGGAGUCGCCAAAAGAUGAGCCUGACGCUAAGGAGAAGAAAGUCGAAACAGCCAGGAAGAUUGAGAUCAAGAGAAACAACAAACCGGCUCCUAAACUAGACAGCAUCGUAGAUUCACUUCAUUUUAAGUUUGAGGAGACUUACCAGGCUAUGCUGACCGCCUUCCAGCUAUUCGACUUCCUCAACGAUAGCUUCAUCUCCAAGAUCGACUUCCGGCGCGUCCUGAUGGAGUUCGGCUUUAACAUUGCACCCGCUGAACUCGAUCACUUUUUGAAAAGGAACGGAAUGCGGGCUAUCAAGGGACAGAUCAACUAUCGAGACUUUCUGAACAAGUUCCAGAGCAAGUCGCUUCAAAGUCUGACAGCGAGAACAGCCGCAGACCAAGCACAUCCAUUUAACACGGACGGGUCGGCAGUACCGGAUACCAUGACGGCAGAGCAUCUAGAAGCCCGACUCAUCGACACGUUUCAUGCAGAUUUCAUCAAACUGCUCACCCACUUCAGACAAUGUGACAAAUACAACCUGCACGUGAUUACCGCGCACGAGUUCCGGUCCGGUAUCGAGAAGCGGCUAGGAUACUCGAUGACGGAGAGCCAGUGGGAGGCGCUCAAACAGGAAGUAGGUGAAGACAAGGAUGGCCUCAUACAGUACACCAGGUUCCUCGAGCUCUUCGACAUCACACCCGGCUCCUGGAAUGUGCGCCAAGAAGGCGGGAUCACCGUGACCCAGGUGGGCGCGGCCGACAUGCCCCCGCCGCCUCAGGUGGAGCGCCUCCAGGAGAGAGCUAAGACGGAAAUGGUACCGCCGCCUGCACAUGCACCGGCGGACAGGGGUCAGUCGCAAAUCCGAUCCAUUGACGAGACGAAUCGACGAUUGGUUAAACAGAUCAAAGUACGACUGGACGAGCUGUUCAGGAUACGUUUUCACACGUUCGACAAGCAUUUCAAGGCGAUGGACAGGAAGAUGACAGGUCGCAUGAGCAAGUGGCAGUUCGGCGCUCUCCUCAAAAUGUGCGGUCUGUCCCUGCACCCCCAGGAGCUGGACCGUGUCUGGGCCACCCUGAACGUCUCCACAGACGGCAUGUACAGCUACAGUACGCUCAUACAGCACUUCGUCAACUAUAAGGUCCCGCAUGAAGAGAAGGAAAACAUCAUCUACGAGGACACGACAGAGUUGGUGGAGACGGCCAGACGCAUUCAGCGGGAGCGCCGCGAGGAGCAGAUGAAGCGUGACCAUCUGGCCCGAACGCUGGCCCGCGAGAAAAACGUCGGCUGGGUACCAGAACUACCGGGGCAAAAGCCGGAAAACAGCCCUCCCGUGAAUACAGCCUCGACUGCGAUUUCACGUGCAUCGUCCGUACCUAGCGUGCCCGCGUCACGUGCGUCGUUUGCAAGCGUGCAGAGUGUUCGGACUAAGUCACUUCUAGUCAAGAUACGCACUGACGUGAUCAACAACUGGGACGGAUUGAAGUCUGUGUUCAAGUACAUCGACAGAAACGGCACCUCGUUCAUCCCAAUCAACGAAAUGAAAGAAAUCAUGACCAGCAUGCAGUUCCCCAUGGACGAAGAAGAGAAGGCGGAGCUCUGUAAACGCUUUGAUACAGAAAGAAACGGGCGGUUCAACUACAUGCGCUUUAUGAAGUGCUACGCUCAGCGGACCUCGAGCAAGCACCAGCCACCUGGCUACACCAAGUUCUCCCACCAGCUCCAGGCACAGAUGGAAAUUAGAGGGCGACUUAAACGACCGACCGUUCAAGAAUGUAUUGAGCUCAUUUGUGAGAAGCUCUUCAAGGAACAUCGGACGCUGCGACGAGCCUUCAGCAAACUGGACCGGGGUCACAAGGGUUACCUCACCGUUCACGACUUCCGGCUCGCCUUGAAGCAGUGUGAAAUCACGUUCAGCAACGAGGACUUCUACCACGUCCUCACGGAGUUCGAUCAAAACAUGGACGGGAAAAUAUCCUACGAUAUUUUCCUGAAAACGUUGCUUGCAGUGUAAACAUCGCUGACAACACUCACCUGAAGCUGGUUUUAUUACAGUGCUUUUAGUAUAUUUUAAUGAGUAUUUGAGUGACAUUAAAUUACUUUUUUAGACGUAGAUCUAAUACCAGGUACACGUGCGUGCUGUAAAUGAAAGAAUUGAAAUUUUCGUAGGUGAAUUAUAGUAAAUGUGUGGCACUGUUAAAUAUGCCAAACCUGUUGCGGUUCCUUUAUAUUCAUUACUUCAUCGGAAAAUUUCCAUAUUUUUUUAGUAAUAAAAUGUUUAGCUUAAAUUUGACAAUCAAUUCAUAUUAUUCAUUUAAUGUUGUAUCAUGUUGAUUAUUUUUUAUACUGGUUUCAAAUAAAAUACGCAAUUUAUGUGCAGGAAUUCAAAGUUUGCAUUUAAAUAUUUAUGUUGCAUUUAACAUGUGUGUUUUACACGAGACAUUAUGAUUAGUGCAGUUCCAUGUGAAGCUUAUGUGUAUAUGUUUGUGUAUCGUAUAACCUUAUGUAAAAAAUAUGUAUGUUUAGAAAAUGGUAAUUAUCGAACUGGAUUUGUGGUGUUACAGUAAAUGUAUAAAUAUUGGAAGAAUAUGUUAUAUUUAAGAACGUUUUUUAUGUGAUCAAGUUAUUUAUUUAUUACUCAGUUCUGUUAAUAUUACGUUGUUAAUAGUUGAUUGUACAUAGCUUCAAUUGAUUCCUUUAACACAGAUUAUGUAUACCUAUGUGCCGACCUUCAGGCUGUGUUAUCUGUAUGUUUUUAAUUAUUUCAUCUUCUGUAUGUAAUAAAAGUAUCGCGUCCUCUGUA
Molecule: messenger RNA, 4257 nt
Organism: Dreissena polymorpha
Lineage: Eukaryota; Metazoa; Mollusca; Bivalvia; Myida; Dreissenidae
Product: EF-hand calcium-binding domain-containing protein 6-like
Exons: 24
Coding region: 274-3468 (1064 amino acids)
Molecular function (GO): calcium ion binding
Source: RefSeq, a predicted model, not a curated record